AUGUCGCAAGAGCAACAAAAUAAUUAUAGUAGAGAAUACAACAAAAAGCAUCACUCUGAUGGUGAAUCUACUAUCGAAGGAGUUAUCGGUAAAGAAGAAAUAAAUAGUAGUGAUAGUGACACAGGCAUUUAUCCCAACAGUGGUGGUUUUGGUGAAGUGAAUGGUAAUGCUGUCAACAUUGAGGACGCUAUUUCAAAUUAUGAAGAAAUUCGUAGAGAGUUAACUCAGCAAUCUCGACUUUCUCGUCAAAAAUCAACUCAUCCUGAUGAAGUCGAAAAGGGUGAUGUCAAAGAUUUUGAUUUGACAGAUUUUUUGCGUGAGCAAAAUACUCAAGGUCAAUCUGAGGGCUUUCAUCCUAAACAUAUGGGCGUUAUCUGGAGGGAUUUGGUAGUUCAAGGUCUUGGUGCUGAUGCUAAAGUUAUUCCUACUAAUUGGACUAUGUUAAAAUCAUUUACUAAUUUUUGGAAAUGGGGUCGUCAUUCAGGCCAUGAUUUUACUAUUCUUAAGUCUAACGACGGCUUUUGUAAAGAUGGUGAAAUGUUACUUGUUCUUGGUCGUCCAGGUUCAGGUUGUACUACUCUUUUGCGUGUCAUUGCUAAUAUGCGUGCCUCUUAUACUAAUAUUGAGGGCACUGUUCGGUAUGGUGGUAUUGAAGCUCAAGAGUUCUCUAAACAUUUCCGUGGUGAAGUCUGUUAUAAUGAAGAGGAAGAUCUCCAUUAUCCUACUUUAACUUGUAAGCAAACCUUGACAUUUGCUUUAAAGAAUAAAACACCCGGUAAACGUUUUCAGGGAGAGUCUAAGGGAGAAUUCAUCAACAAAGUUCUUUAUUUGAUCGGUAAUAUGCUCGGUUUGACUAAGCAAAUGAAUACAAUGGUUGGCAAUGCCUUUGUCCGUGGUCUAUCCGGCGGUGAACGUAAACGUCUUUCGAUUGCUGAACAAAUGACAACUCGUAGUUCAAUCAACUGCUGGGAUUGUUCUACUCGUGGUCUUGAUGCUGCUUCUGCUCUUGAUUAUGUUCGUUCUCUUCGUAUUAUGACUGAUAUCUUACACAAGACAACUAUCUCUACUCUCUAUCAGGCCUCUGAUAGUAUCUUCCAUCUCUUUGAUAAAGUGAUGGUUCUUGAUGAAGGUCGUUGUAUCUAUUUUGGUCCUACUUCUACUGCCAAGCCUUACUUUGAGGAUAUGGGUUUCUACUGUCCUGAACGUAAGUCUACUCCCGAUUUCUUGACCGGCCUUUGUAAUAUGAAUGAACGUGAAUACCGUGAUGGCUUUAAGGAUAAGGUCCCUGUAAAUGCUGUUCAAUUUGAAAAGGCUUAUAAGGAAUCUGCUAUUUAUACUUCCAUGAUGAAUGAACGUGAUGAAUAUGAGGCAAAAAUUAACCAAGAUCGUCCGGAUGAAAAAUUCCGUCAGGCUUUUAUAGAAAGUCAUCAAAAGCAUGCCCCCAAGUCUUCCCCUUUUGUUGCUACAUAUUAUCAGCAAGUAAAAUCUCUCACUAUUCGUCAAUUCCAACUUAUUUAUGGUGAUAAAGGUGCUCUUGUUUCUCGUUAUGGUGGUGUCGUUGUUAAAGGUCUUAUUAUGGCUUCUGUAUUCUAUAAAAUGCCUACUGAUGUUACAGGUGCUUUCUCUCGUGGUGGCUCUGUUUUAUUCUGUCUUUUAUUUAAUGCCUUAAUUGCUCAAGCUGAACUUUCUGCUUUCAUGCAAGGUCGUCGUGUUCUUGAUAAGCAUAAACAUUUUGCUUUAUAUCAUCCCUCGGCUUUUUAUAUUGCUCAAGUCAUUGCUGAUAUUCCUUUGGCUAUCGUUCAGGUUAUUAUCUUUGAACUUUGUGUUUACUUUAUGAUGGGCUUCGUACUUGAUGCUGGAAAGUUCUUUACUUUCUUUGUUAAUCUAGUUGUUGUUAACUUAUGUAUGAAUGGUUUCUUCCGUUUCUGGGGUGCUGUCUCACCUAACUUCUUUACAGCUUCUCAACUUUCAUCUAUUGUGUUGAUUGCAGCCCUUGUCUAUUGUGGUUAUCAAAUUCCUUAUAAUCAAAUGCAUCCUUGGCUUAUGUGGAUUUACUGGAUUAAUCCUCUUGCCUAUAGUUAUAAAGCUUUAAUUUCUAGUGAAUUGCAUGGUAUGGAAUUCACUUGUGAAGGUCCCGGCUCGAUUCCUUAUGGCCCUACUUAUACAAAUGAUGCUUAUACCACAUGUAAUCUUGCAGGUGCUAUACCUGGUGCAAAUACUGUCAAUGGUGAUGUCUAUCUUCAUACUGCUUACGGUUAUGAAACAUGGCAACGUUGGAUUGAUUUUGUUGCAGUCUUAUUAUUCUUUGGCUUUUUCACCUUAAUCACUGCCCUUGCGAUGGAAUAUGUUGAGAUGCAAAAGGAAGGUUCGAUUACGAAGGUCUAUAAAGCAGGUCGCGCUCCUAAGGAAAUUGAUGAAUCUGAGGCACUUGGACAAGUCGUUCAAGAAAUGGAAGAAAAAAUGGAUGCUGUUAGUGAAGGUACUACAUUCUCAUGGCAUCAUAUGGAUUACACUGUUCCUGUUAAAGGCGGCUCCCUUAAGCUUCUAAAUAAUCUUGGUGGUGUCGUUAAGCCUGGUCAUCUUACUGCCUUGAUGGGCUCAUCUGGUGCAGGUAAGACGACUCUCUUGGAUGUCUUGGCUCAACGUAAAACGAUUGGUAAGAUUGAAGGCCGUAUUUAUAUGAAUGGCGAACCCCUAGGCCCCGAUUUUGAACGUAUCACAGGUUACUGUGAGCAAAUGGAUAUUCAUAAUCCUAAUGCUACAGUACGUGAGGCUCUUAAAUUCUCUGCUUAUCUUCGUCAACCUGCUGAAGUUCCUAAAGAAGAAAAGGAUGCCUACGUUGAACAAAUCAUUCGUCUUAUGGAAAUGGAAAGAAUUGCUGAUGCCCUUGUGGGUGACCUUGAAGCUGGUAUUGGUAUCUCUGUUGAAGAACGUAAGCGUUUGACGAUUGCUACUGAAUUAGUUGGUAAACCCAAGUUACUCUUCUUGGAUGAGCCUACCUCUGGUCUUGAUGCUCAAAGUUCUUUCAACAUUGUUCGUUUUAUUCGUAAACUUGCUGAUGCUGGUUGGCCUGUCCUGUGUACUAUUCAUCAGCCCUCUGCUACUUUAUUUGAACACUUUGACCAUCUUGUUCUUUUAGUCCGUGGUGGUAAGACGGCUUACUUUGGUGAGAUUGGUGAAAAUGCUAGUACAAUGAUCAACUAUUUUGAAAAGAAUGGUGGACCUAAAUGCUCUCCUUCAGCUAACCCCGCAGAAUAUAUCUUGGAAUGUGUUGGUGCUGGUACCGCUGGUAAAGCCACGAAAGAUUGGUCUGAGGUUUGGUCCAACUCACCUGAGGCUCAAGCCCUUGAAGAAGAACUUGAAGAGAUUCACAGAAAUGCAAAUCCUAACCACAAAAACAAUAACUCUGCCUACUCUUUGAGUUUUACACAACAAUUUUGGCUUGUCUAUAAACGUAUGAAUGUCUCCUGGUGGCGUUGUCCAACUUAUAACAUGGGACGUCUCUUCAACGUGUGCUUCAUUGGCCUCAUCUCUGGGUUCUCAUUCUGGAAAAUGGGUAAUAGACCGGUUGAUAUGCAAAACCGUAUGUUCUCUGUCUUUACUACCUUAUUAAUGUCCAAUGUCUUGAUUAUUUUGGCACAACCUCGUUUCAUGCAAGAACGUUUAUGGUUCCGUCGUGAAUAUGCCUCUCGUUAUUAUGGUUGGGCGCCAUUUGCACUCUCUUGUAUCCUUGUUGAGAUUCCUUACUUGAUCUUCUUUUCGACUAUUUUCUUAUUCUGUUUCUAUUGGACAGCAGGACUUCAAAAUGAAUCAAGUCGUACUGGUUUCUUCUUUAUUCAUUUCACUAUCUUCCUCUUUUAUUCUGUCUCACUUGGCUUCACCAUUGCUGCCUUCUCUGCUACACCACCUAUGGCUGCUGUCAUCAACCCUUUCUUUACCUCCAUUCUCAUCCUAUUCGCAGGUAUUAUGCAACCUCCGAGUGGUAUGCCUAAAUUCUGGAGUGCAUGGAUGUAUUGGCUAGAUCCAUAUCAUUAUGUGAUUGAAGGUCUUGUUGUGAACGUCAUGGACAGUGUCCCAGUGAUCUGUCAAGAUGACGAUUAUUACAAGAUCCCUCUUCCUCCUGGACAAUCCUGUGGUGAUUACAUGUCAGAUUACUUUAAAGAUGGGGGUCUCGGAUAUGUUGCCAAUAAUGCCUCCACUGAAAUCUGUAAUUAUUGUCCUUUCUCUCAAGGUAAUGAUUACUAUGAAGCGAGAAUUGGUUGGAGCUUUGAUUACAGAUGGCGUGAUUUUGGUAUCCUUUGUGCCUUUUCUAUCUUUAAUGUCUUUGCCUUUAUGGCAUUUGUUUUCAUGUUUAGAAAGGCCAAACGAUAA
Molecule: messenger RNA, 4371 nt
Organism: Cokeromyces recurvatus
Lineage: Eukaryota; Fungi; Mucoromycota; Mucoromycetes; Mucorales; Mucoraceae
Product: ABC-2 type transporter-domain-containing protein
Exons: 2
Coding region: 1-4371 (1456 amino acids)
Biological process (GO): transmembrane transport
Cellular component (GO): membrane
Molecular function (GO): ABC-type transporter activity; ATP binding; ATP hydrolysis activity
Source: RefSeq, a predicted model, not a curated record